Anopheles aquasalis is the source of this 2929-nucleotide messenger RNA. RefSeq names its product polo like kinase SAK (gene SAK). Gene Ontology annotation, cellular component: nucleus. Lineage: Eukaryota; Metazoa; Arthropoda; Insecta; Diptera; Culicidae. The record is from RefSeq and is a predicted model, not a curated record. Gene Ontology annotation, biological process: protein phosphorylation. Gene Ontology annotation, molecular function: protein kinase activity; ATP binding.
UUGUCACCAACGCCAAACGAAGCCAACGGAAAACUGAAAACGCAAUCUUAACAAAAAUAAAAAGUUUGGCUUAAAAUUUAACAAGUUUCUCCAGCUCCAGAUACUUUCAACAUGAAAACCUACUUCGGCGAUCGUAUCGAGGACUACGAGGUUUAUGAAGUGCUGGGAAAAGGAGGAUUUGCAACUGUGUAUCGCGCAAAAUGUCUUCGCUCCGGGAUUUUUGUGGCUAUCAAAAUGAUCAACAAAAAUGCAACACAUUCGUCCGGCUUGACGAACCGCGUUCGGCAGGAAGUUUACAUUCACUCAAAGCUGAAACACCCAUCCGUACUAGAGCUGUACACCUUCUUCGAGGACAAUAUGUUCGUAUAUCUGGUACUGGAAUUGGCCAGCAACGGGGAGCUCCAGCAGCAUCUGCGCGCACGAAACUCUCCAUUCAAUGAAUACGAAGCCGCCCUUGUUAUGCGACAAGUGGUUGAAGGGUUGCUUUAUCUGCACUCGCAGCACAUUCUACAUCGUGAUAUAUCACUAUCCAAUAUUUUGCUGUCGACAAACAUGACAGUAAAAAUCGCUGAUUUUGGCCUGGCAACGGAGUUGAAUCGUGCGGACGAAAAGCAUCUUACUUUAUGCGGAACUCCUAACUUCAUCUCUCCAGAGGUAGUGUCUCGGGCAUCCCACGGCUUGCCAGCGGAUGUAUGGGGACUGGGAUGCCUGCUUUACACAUUGCUGGUUGGAAAACCCCCGUUCGACACCGAUGGUGUGAAAUCAACUCUGACGCGGGUAGUAAUUUCUAAUUACAUGAUCCCGGCAAAUAUUGCAUCCGACGCCAGUGAUCUCAUAGAAAGAUUACUGAAGAAAAAUCCGUCGGAAAGGAUAGCUCUGAACGAUGUUCUUGUGCAUCCUUUUAUGAAACGAUGCGAUCCAUGCUUGGGAAACGAUGGGUCCUCAAGAUCGAGAGAUGUAACGUCGGCCACCGAUAGCGGAAUGGGUACAAUGUCGAGUGCAGCUGCGGGAAAAUCCGAUUUAUUUUUCAAUCGCCCACGUAGUACAACGGAUGAACUUAAAAUAUCUAUAGCACAACAAUUCCCUGCGACAACCGACAGUCAAGUGUGUGGAUCGAAUGCAAAACAGACGGACCAGCAGGUGUCCCUAUUAAGCAAGUUCAAUAGUUUAGAACUAAUGGAAAAAUAUAACAUUAACAAAGCCGAAAUAACCGGUCAGGAUUUCGGUCAUGUGCCCAACUAUGGAUCGUACAGACCAACUUCGAAACAUUCUAUGGAAUGCGAAAUUACCCCGCAACAACCAGUUCAAAAAACAACUACGGUGGAAUGUCUUAAACUACAAGCUCCAGCCAUGUUUUCGGUCACUUCAAGUAACAAUAAUCGUAACGGGAUUGCAUCAGGACGUCAGCAAUUACCUCCACCGUUUAAUACCGCCCGACUACUUCCAGAUCGUCACCGUACAAAGCAUGUAAUUCUCAGCAUUAUUUCGACUGAGGGAGAAGUGGUGCUAGAGUUUUUGAAGCCCAAAGGCCGAUUACAAGAAGACCGCGUAGUAGAUGUUUGUAGAAUUUCGUCCAAUGGGAUGCAAUGCAUAUUCUACCAACCCGGUGGUAGCCGAGGAAUUCCAAUCAAGGAUAGGCCACCCGAUGUGCCUACGCAUGGAGCAUCAUGCUAUACUUAUGACAAUCUGCCGGAACACCACUGGAAAAAGUACACCUACGCAGCGCGAUUUGUAAAGAUGGUUAAAGCUAAAACACCGAAAAUUACCCUGUACAGUGACCAAGCAAAGUGUCAGUUAAUGGAAACUUUGGAAGAUUAUGAAGUAAUCUUCUAUGAUGGAUAUAAAAUGACGCAACAUUCAUCGGAUUACAUUAUAAAAAUGUUCGACACAGCUGGCAAUGUUCAUCGGGGUACUGUGGGUUUUCCUGCUGGCAGUGCAUUUAAGCAAAAACAUUUCUACGAAACUCUGGAACAUUGCCGCAACAUCGAUCGGAUGCUUUCAACAAUCGGAACCAAUGGUGCUACUUUUCCGGUGAUAAUCGGUCGCCGUCCGGCGUCCAAUGUUGUUGGAAUCAAAGAUGGCAGCAAAAUAGGAGAAGGGAAACUUGUAUGGCAAUCUUCUCCGGGAACGCCUUUGACUAAUCAUAGCAAUACUGCUAUGAGUUCGUUUGCUUUUUCUAUACAGUCGGAAAAACGAAGAGGAAUUCCACACGCAUCAAGCGAAACAAAGCGCCAGCAUGGAACAGGGAUAGGAACGUCCGAACUUUUCCGUUGUGAAUCUAUGCCAAUGUACUGCGAUGAUAGGAGACCGCUUUUGAAUGUAGCAAACGGACAAGAUACUGGGAUUCCAUGUCUUCCAUCGAAUCCUGCUAGUUCAUAUCAAUACACAAAUCUGCAGCAAGUUACAAAUCAUCUACGCCUAGCACCGGAAAUUCAUGAAAAUCGAAAGCAAAUGAAAAGUGAAGCGAACGCUGCCGGUUUUUUGCCGUUAUCGUAUACCAGCAGUCUGCCCUCAACCCCCAUGAAUCGUUUGCUGAGAUAAUUGUGGCGGCCUUCACUAAAUCCAGACGAUCAAAAGUAAAUUUAGGGACACAAAAUGUCCUUUGCAAUUGCGGUACUGUUGUGCACUUUAUUUUAAAACGAAUAAAAAUUAUCACGUUUUCAAUACUACAAUUAUAAGGAAAUGACAAUGAUUAAUAAUACAAUUAGCGGGGGACAACGGUGAAUCGUAAAAAUAACUACAUCGAAAUAUUCAUAAUGCUGCGUUACUAUACGUUGAUGUUCAAAAUUUGAACGUUGUAACUUAUAUUUUGCUCCAGAAUUGUAACCGCAGUCACUUCGUGGUUUGUUCACAAGAUCCACAACAGGCAUGACUAACGUGAUGAAAUUUAGGUGUUGAUUGUUAAAGUAGUUACGCCUAUAGCUCUAAC